Messenger RNA from Rubroshorea leprosula, 1917 nucleotides. NCBI's taxonomy places the organism in Eukaryota, Viridiplantae, Streptophyta, Magnoliopsida, Malvales, Dipterocarpaceae. The record is from the annotation of a GenBank genome assembly.
UACUAUCAUGGUUAUGUUGUGGAAAAGUUUGAUCGUACCAGGUCGCGAUUGCUGCACUGUUCAAUCCAGGCCGUGGCCCUGGUCACCUUCCUGCAUUUAGGUUGCAAACACUGCGCAAAUCGGUUCGUUUCGGGUGCUUGAUCGCCAGGGGAUGGUGAAUUUGUCUUCGCAGAGACGGUGCGCGGUUAGGCCUGUGAAUGCAGAGCCGAAGCGUAAUGAUUCUAUGGUUCCUCAGGCUGCGGCAACAACCGUUGUUCCGGAGAUGUCGGAGAAAGUAGAGGCGGAGGAUUACGAGCGAUUGGCCAAGGAGCUUGAAAAGGCUUCUCCCUUAGAAAUCAUAGAUAAAGCUUUGGAGAAAUUUGGAAAUGACAUCGCUAUUGCUUUCAGUGGUGCAGAGGAUGUUGCUUUGAUUGAGUAUGCAAAGUUAACUGGUAGACCAUUUAGGGUGUUCAGCCUGGAUACAGGGAGGUUAAACCCGGAAACAUAUCAGUUUUUUGAUCAAGUUGAGAAGCACUAUGGAGUCCAUAUAGAGUACAUGUUUCCUGAUGCUGUUGAGGUUCAGGCUUUAGUGAGGAGCAAGGGUUUGUUCUCAUUUUAUGAGGAUGGGCACCAGGAAUGCUGCCGUGUGAGGAAAGUGAGGCCCCUGAGAAGAGCCCUUAAGGGCCUGCGUGCCUGGAUCACUGGUCAAAGGAAGGAUCAAUCUCCAGGUACUAGGUCUGAGAUCCCAGUGGUCCAGGUGGAUCCAGUUUUUGAGGGCAUAGAUGGUGGCAUUGGGAGCUUGGUGAAGUGGAACCCAGUGGCAAAUGUUGAUGGUAAAGAUAUUUGGAACUUCCUCAGGGCAAUGAAUGUGCCUGUAAAUUCACUGCAUUCCCAGGGAUACGUCUCAAUUGGAUGCGAGCCCUGCACAAGGCCUGUUCUUCCAGGACAACAUGAGAGGGAAGGAAGGUGGUGGUGGGAGGAUGCCAAGGCCAAGGAAUGUGGCCUCCACAAAGGAAAUCUGAAACAAAAUGGUGCAGCUCAUCUCAAUGGUAAUGGAAAUGGUGCUGCGUAUGCCAAUGGAACAGCUACUGAAAGUGACAUUUUCAACAGCCAGAAUUUGGUUACGCUGAGCCGGCCAGGAAUAGAGAAUUUGGCUAAAUUAGAGGACCGAAGAGAGCCAUGGAUUGUUGUGCUUUACGCUCCAUGGUGCCGCUUCUGCCAGGCAAUGGAAGCAUCCUAUGUUGAAUUGGCUGACAAACUUGCGGCAUCUGGGGUGAAGGUCGGAAAGUUUAGAGCAGAUGGUGACCAGAAGGAGUAUGCAAAGAAAGAGCUGCAACUCGGAAGCUUCCCCACAAUACUCUUCUUCCCAAAACACUCAUCAAAGCCAAUUAAGUACCCCUCAGAAAAGAGGGAUGUUGAUUCAUUGAUGGCUUUCGUGAAUGCACUGCGGUGAUGCGGACCAACUAUUUCUUGUCCAAUUAUCGUUUGACAGAUAUAUGAUCCGCUUGAUUCCAUUCUCCGAAUCAAUUUUAUGAAUUUAAAAGGAGGUUGGGGUUUACCGGUAGUAUACAUUGGAAUCAGUAGAGCUUAGUUGCUGCAUCUAGGUCAGCACCCAUGGCUUCAAAAUUUGCCUGGGUGUUCUUAUGUAAUUGGAAGGUGGAAACUGAUUGUUCCUUUGUCAUCAUGCAAAGUGUACAAGUCUUCUUCUCGGUUAGAGUUUUGCUUCCUUGUUUUUGUAGAUUAAUCAUUGGUUGGAGACUUGGAGUCUUAACAUCCAUGGAUGGAAGCAGAGACUGCAGAGCUAUAAUUAUAUAUUGUAUGAUUCUUCACAAAUUUCUUUGAAACUCAUGCAUUCGUUUGCCCUUUUGCUCGAUCAUGAAGGUAACAUUGAAAAAAUUUUGAGCUUAGUGAAAACAAAAAUAAAAGGACAAGAAGACU